CUCCCCUCCGCCCCUGCCGCCUUCUCUCUCGCCCGCCGUUUUUCCCCCCGCGAGCACAUGGUAUUUCUGUCGCCCAUCCUCCGUCAGGCCAGCAGUGCCUGGCCGCACCCGCCGCGUGUGAUCCCGAGUUUGCUGUUCUUUGGCUCGGACAACUUCUCCGUGUCCUUCCUGCGCCGGAUCAUCGAAGAUCGCGAUGCGGGCCGGCUGCAUAUCGGCGAGAUCCAGGUUGUCAGCCCGCCGGACAAGGCGUCAUCGCGGAAGAACCGCACCAACAAUGUGACCCCGCUGAAGCAGUUUGCCCUGGAGCACGGCCUGACCGUGUCCGAUGCGCCACAUCGCGAGAAGACCCUGCGCAAUUGGACCCUACCGGCCCCGAGCGUGGCCGCCGGUGCCUUUUCCCUCGGCAUUGUGGCCUCCUUCGACUACUUCAUCACGCCGCCGGUGCUGGCCGGGCUCGAGCAUGGAGCCAUCAACAUCCAUCCGUCGCUGCUGCCCCAGUGGCGCGGCGCCUCGCCGCUGCAGCAUGCGGUCAUUUCCGGCGCCCGGUCCUCCGGCAUCUCCAUUCAGGAGGUGCACCCGCGGCGCUUCGACGCCGGCAAUGUCCUGGCCGCGCGGCCCUUCGAUCUGCCCGGGGCGCGGCCCACCUUUGCUCAGGCGCUCGACCGGUCGAUGGCGGCCGGGGUUCCCCUGCUGGCCGAGGUCCUGGCCGACUUUGGCACCUUCCGUCAGCGGUCCGUCGAUCAGGACGACACGCAGGCAUCCCUGGCACCGAAGUUCCCCCCCGGGACCGGGGCCCUGGCCUGGGACCGGCCGGCCACCCAUUACGACCGCCUGGCCCGAGGGGUGGGGCACCAGCUUCCCCUGUGGUCGCACUUCCGCAAUGACAAGGGGUCGCCCGAGCCACAGCGCGUGGUUUUCCAUGGUGGCUUUGAUGUGGUAUUCUCCGGCCCCGGGGCCGAGGUCUUUGAUGCGGAGUACCGCCAGCAGGAGGAGCCCGCUGGCGCGGAGGAUGACGAGUCCCCGGUUCACUGGUCCUUGCCGGUGGCCGAGCGCCAGGAAAUGGCCGCCUACCUGGCUGGGGUGGGCUCGCGCGGGGGUGGCUCCGGCGGGGCCCUGGUCCCCGGGUCGGCGGUGGGCUUCCGCUCGCGGACCAAGGGCAGCGAGUACCGGCUGGCCAUUUGGUGCGGCCCUGCCGAGGGGGAGGCCUCCGUCGGGACGUGGCUCGUUCCCCGGGCGCUGGCUCCGGAGCGCCGGGCCAAGAUGAGCCCGACGGUCUUCCGCAGUGCCGUGUCCACGGCGGCCCCCAACACCGGCUUCACGGGCGACCGGUUCCUCCUGCUGCAGCCCGAGGAGGGCGAGGUGGCCGCCACCCCGGCAACUGCCAAUGCUUAGAGAUAGACAGCCUCGUUGUUUCACA
Messenger RNA from Fonticula alba, 1417 nucleotides. RefSeq lists its product as hypothetical. The record is from RefSeq and is a predicted model, not a curated record. The coding region runs from base 58 to 1392 and encodes 444 amino acids. NCBI's taxonomy places the organism in Eukaryota, Rotosphaerida, Fonticulaceae. Gene Ontology annotation, cellular component: mitochondrion. Gene Ontology annotation, molecular function: methionyl-tRNA formyltransferase activity. Gene Ontology annotation, biological process: biosynthetic process; conversion of methionyl-tRNA to N-formyl-methionyl-tRNA. The transcript is spliced from 4 exons.